CUGAACGGCACCGAGAGUGGACGUGUUUCGUUCGUUUUUCCCUCUGAUUUUUUAACUUCUGAAGAUUCGUCAUCGGUGUAGAAGAAGGUUAGAAAAGCAAAAAAAGCAACGGUUCAACGAACAAUCUAGCGUGGAAGUGAUAACUUCCCAAAAAGGAAGUUUUAUUUUGCUGGUUGAAACGUGGUCGGAAUUCGUCAGGUGCGAUUCUGAAGUUUCGUUAGUUAAAAGUUGAAGCAGAAGUUCUGAGUUUACUGUGGAGACACCGCCAUCUUUGAUUAUAUUAAGAAGUGCAUCAUCUUCGGCGGCAUAGAACAAAAUAAAGCAGUUUGAAGAUUCGACAAAAUUAAAGCGAAAGCACCAUGAACACGGUCACGGUUAGCAAAGUUCACUUCAACAGCUCGACCGGUGUCUCGCUAAAUGACCGCUUCACCGUUAUGUCCAAGGUGAUUCCAGCUGACAAAAAUUACGCUACGAUCACCCGAACGAAUCCCCACAUGGCAAAUGGAAUUCUUCGUCGCAAGCGAUCCAAUUCGGUCGAUUCGCUUAACACUAAAGGUUCGCUAGCGAACCGGCAGCUGCUCAGGCAGCUGGACAGACUGCAUACGGGACAUAAUUCAGCGUUUCGUCAGAAAAAUAGAAACAUUCGCUCCGGUCGGCAGCGUUUAAAUCGCAGUAAUUUUGCAACGAGAGUUAAUCUUCGUCGGGCAGCCGGAAAUACGCUUUCACUGGUGGGAGGCUCAUACCACCUUCAGCGCUCCAACAGCCUUUCCGAUAUCGCCACAAUGAACGCCGAUUACGUCGAGCGGCAGGCGCUGUAUCGCACCAGCUCUCAGCAGCACGUCUCGAGCCGUCUUGGCAAUAAUUCAAGAGCCCGCAGCCGCUCCCGCAAUGCCCGCCAACCGUUGCAUCGUACGAAUUCUUCCGCCAAUAUGGGAGGACGAUCCAGAUCCCGGGGCGGCCGGGAUCGUUCAAAUUCGGGAUCACGUUCGCGUCCCCGUAUGUCCCGUUCGCGUUCACGCGUACAGUCCGUUCGCGACAGAUCGCGCAGCACCGGUAUGAAUGGUUACAAUGGCGGAAACUAUGGAAAUCGUGGCGGCAGUGGCUACGGUCGCGCACGUGGACGCUCCAAUGGUCGACGGGGCCGUGGUAAUGGUUAUCUAAUGCGUACUGGUUCACGUUCGAACCUGCGGUAUGGAAGUGUGAAUGGGCGACUCGGCACGAAUCGCACCAAUGGGUACCGCGGUGGACGCGGAUGGAUUGGCAAUCGUGGUCUACGACGUGGAGGAGCUACCCCCUAUCAGAACGAUUGGAACGGAGGAAGACCCGGACGAAACCCGCAGAGAGGAGGAGGAGCUGGCGGUUUCAGCGGAGGUGUAGGUGGAAUCCCAUACCGUGGACGUUCGCGCUCUCGGGGACGACCGGCGUCACUGAAUCGGUCACGUAGUGGACAACGCGGUCGCAACACAUCACAAGGACGCAGGCUAUCGGCAUUUUCCAAAAGUAAGGAAGAUCUUGACAAGGAACUGGAUCAGUAUAUGGCCAGCACGAAGUCAUCACUGGACAAGGAGAUGGACGAGUACAUGAACGGGAUGCACCGUAGUAUAUAGGAGUUGGUAACGCCUGGCAGUAGACACAGACUGGGCGGUUUGAGUAGGAUGGAGGUUCGCUGUCCAAUCUAAUUAAACUAAUGAUACAAAACACAUGUGUGUGUAUCCUUAUAAUUAAAGUAAACUGCUAAACUAACUAUAGACGAUAAGGAACCGUUUUUCUGUUUAGAAAAAUGAACUUGAUAAAUCGCCGAAAACUGAACUUGAGGAAUACAUUUUAGUAAUUUAUCAACAAGGUCGUGAGCAUUGAAUGUAUAUAGAAUAUACAGCACCUGCAAACUAAGAUGAGAAAUAAAUUGUUUUCUUAUGACUGAAUACAUUAA
Molecule: messenger RNA, 1930 nt
Organism: Topomyia yanbarensis
Lineage: Eukaryota; Metazoa; Arthropoda; Insecta; Diptera; Culicidae
Product: chromatin target of PRMT1 protein
Exons: 6
Coding region: 360-1607 (415 amino acids)
Source: RefSeq, a predicted model, not a curated record